GUGACUAGAAACAAACGAGUCGGAAGGCUUCUCAGUUCGAAUUAGAGCAAUUCGGGUCAUCAGCUAUUAUCAUUCAGAGCUAUUGUAAAGCUGGGAAACUGUGAAGCAAAUUCCAGUGCUUCAUAUUGCCGUUAAAUAAGUUUAGCAGUGUUUUUUACAUAAUCUGCCGGCCAGCAAUUGAGAUAAUGAAGCGACUGGGCUUGAAACCUUUUAUGGUAGACGUCUUUCUGCACAUUAUCACCGUCAUUUUGGUCACAAGUGCCCCCGUAACCAGUGAAUGGUACAUAAUACGCUGUUCCACAGCUCACGGAGAAGCUGACGUUGCCCUUAUCAAAAGCAUCGUUCAUUUAUCAAAUGGCACAGUGUCUUUGGCCGUGUCCAACACACAGUCGACAAUAGACGGACGACCUCGACCUUUGAUGUGCACCACAAGACAAGCUGCACAUCGCGCGGCCCCUGAACUUCCCUGCCCCCUAGAAAAAUUGGAAAUACAUCCUCAGGCUCGAUGGACUUUUUUCGGUAACGACCGGAUAGAGCGCCGAGCUGUGCGUGCUAUGCCUAAACGUGGAACCCUAAGCAUACGCAAUUUAAGCGAUUCUGACAUUGGCCGGUACGUUUGCAAAGUAACUUUACCGGACGAUGGCGAAAUAGAAGAACUUUGGGACCUUAAGAAACAGGGUAAUAGAUGGGUUUUUGUCUGGAAAAGCUCUCAUGGUAUGACGCGGACAUUUUGGCUUAAAAAACGCCUUUAAUAUUGUACGUCAUUAGGCGAAACGUUCGAGCAAUGGUAAUCGAUGUCUAGUCACAUAGUGUCUGUUUUAGUUCUUCUUUAUCUCACAGUAAGUAUGGGAAGAUUAUUUACUUCACAUUUUAAUUUAGUUUUGCGUUGUUCUUUUUAAUCGAUGCAUUUUAUAUUUUUAUCAGUCCUGUACAGGCAUAUCCAUAAUAUAGUCCAUUAUGGCAGCUUUGCGUGCCUUCCGCGUACGCUUGUAUGUCAGAGAAUGCAAAAUGUAUGGAAAAAAGUGAUUCACAUUAUGUCUUAGUAGUAAAAAUAUUGCUCACGUAGCUAAUCGAAUGAAACUGUGCUCAGCCAA
This is a messenger RNA of Varroa destructor (honeybee mite), 1094 nucleotides long. RefSeq lists its product as uncharacterized. Lineage: Eukaryota; Metazoa; Arthropoda; Arachnida; Mesostigmata; Varroidae. The record is from RefSeq and is a predicted model, not a curated record.